This is a messenger RNA of Aphanomyces invadans, 2503 nucleotides long. RefSeq lists its product as hypothetical. The record is from RefSeq and is a predicted model, not a curated record. Gene Ontology annotation, molecular function: cysteine-type peptidase activity. The transcript is spliced from 4 exons. Gene Ontology annotation, biological process: proteolysis. Bases 41 to 1858 code for a protein of 605 amino acids. NCBI's taxonomy places the organism in Eukaryota, Oomycota, Saprolegniomycetes, Saprolegniales, Verrucalvaceae.
CUGGCACCAAGCAAUCGCUUCCUCGGAAGCGGCGGCAAGGAUGACCGACCGGACUAAAUUCGCCGCACUGGACGCAGAGGUGGACUUGAUCAUGAACGCGCCAGAACCGGACUCGAAGAAGCCGAAGAAACAGUUUGGUCUUGCGAAUAGGAACCAGCAGCUGCGUGAUUCCACGUAUCGACGGGACACGGGGUUUGGGAGGCCGUCCCAGGCAUCGUCGAUUCCAAACCCCAUGCGGAAAAAACCUCGUGCUUCGUGGGCCGGUACCGACCACGGUCCCAGCUUUGAAGUGUCGAGAGUCUCCUCGCAGCGCGACUCGAGCCCGUUCUACUCGGUAACGAAUCCGAUUGUCAGGCAAGGUUCCAACACGUCGUCAUUGCGUCCAACGGUUCCAUCGACCAGAGUCAUUCCAGGGAAAGCGCUGAUCGCAGGAGAAGCAAAGAAGCAUUCGAAUCCACCUGUGUCGGUUGCUGCGCCGGUCGCCGCCAAUCCCAUAUACGGCCGAAAAGUCACGAACCUCAUGACCUUCAGCCGAGAGACUCAGCCUGGUGUCCGAGGAGUUCAAAUGAACACGUUGGAGGCAUGCAGCAAGGGCAAGUAUUGGCCUCCGAAAGGCACAGUGCUCUCGCCGCCAGGAACCAAACACAAGAACUCUCGAGCUAGUAUUGCAUCCACAACGCCUUCGAAGGCCGCUCCCAGCGCCUCCAGGCGACGAUUAAGCCAAGCCCAUGACGCAGACGACGAUGAAGUCGUAGAGACAAGGCAUCACCGAUCCAAACGGACAGAGACGGAAGGACCUGUGCGUACAGUCAGGCCACCCCACGCGACCGACUCGGACGGAUCCAAGCAAGCGUCCUCGAGUGCAUCUCGCUUGGCUCGAGUGGACGACAACAGCUUCUUCUUGGAAGACAAGCCAUUUCAACACACGAUGCCUUCGUCGCUGUACGACGACGAGGACGUGCCGCGCAGGGAACCCAUGACGUCGUGGGCGAAGCGGAGGUCGGGCGGAACAGCCGAGGCGCCGAUCCACUUGUCCGAUUCGGAUGAAGAACAACUGACGGAACCAUCCAAGCGGCCUACGACGACUGCUUCCACCACCGUGGCUCCUACCGCUUCGAACGUUGGGGUGUUUGAAUUGGACUGCCGCUGCAUUUCUUCGACCGGCGUGAGUUGGCGAGAUGUCAAGAUGAGCAUCACCAAGCUGUCGUUGCAGUGGGCGACGUACGCGGUGUUUUUCGACUACAUUGACCAAGUGCUGUGGGCGAAAAAAGCGCCGUCGCCAUUCGUGGUUGUGGUGUUCAAGCAGUCGUACUCGCCGUUGCGGUUCAUCGUUGUGCAGCCGACCGACACGGCGCAGUGCACGGCGCUCAUGCACCUCGUGGACGAACAUGGCCAUCCGUUGUGGCAAUGGCGCGAUCUGAGUCCGGACGACGAGUUUGGCGAAUCACGUGAAUAUGUCAGGUACAAGUCGCUGUUGCCGGCGGUGGACGCGGGGGACGUGGCACGGCUUCGGAAAGCGACAAAGCGGGCAGUGGAAGGAUCGCCGAUCGUACUGACUUACCCCUUGCCACCGAACGCGACGGACGUGAUCUCGAUUACCCGAGCAGAUCUCGACCGCCUGCAACCGAUGGAGUACCUCAACGACAACCUCGUCGACUACUACUUCAAAUGGCUCGUGAUGGCCGACAUGCCAUCGGCCGCCGCAUUCUGCACCAUCGUCAGCUCCCAUUUCUACACUCAAUUGCGGGAAAAUUACGCAAAUGUCGCCACGUGGUUCACCAACCUUCUCGACAACGACUUGAUCUUUAUUCCGAUCAACCUCCAGUGCGUUGACACCGCCGUUGGCCGUGGAGGUUGACGCUGCCGUAGGCUGCACUGGAGUCUGGCCGUCGUUAUGUACCCGAAGCACUUCACAGAAGCCACCGACUCGGUUGGCGACGCUUGCGUUGCUUUGUGUGUGUUAAGGCUGUUGUGUCAUGGCGUAGGGCAAGCCGCCAACGGUCAUCGUCACGAUCGACUCGAUGGGUACCUACCAUCGAAAGCCCAAGAUCGUCCAGAACUUGAAGAAAUUCCUCCGACUGCACAGCGGCAUGGACGAGUCGUCGAACAUGGUGGACCGCAUUCACACAACCAAGCUCCAUGGGCCGCAGCAGGAAAAUGGAUACGACUGCGGCGUGUAUAUGCUGCUGGCUACCCAACACAUCCUGCGAACGUUUGAAAGCCUCCGCAACCACGGCGACGUCUACCCUGACGUUGACAAACUCCUGUCGUCGGACGCCUUUGGGCAAAGCGAAGUCGACCAGACACGGCAAGCCAUGCUGACGAAUUUGGAGGCGCAUGCAGCCGCGUACGCCAUGCAAACCAGCGCACAGGGCCCCCCCACGUAAACUUAUUUAUCCAUGGACCACCCGCGAGAGAAUAACUCAACCAGACCUUGGUCGCAUGUUGUCGCAUGAAUGGAGACACUUGAUUGGUCAAAACUAAUUUUAAUCAUGAUAUGGAC